Messenger RNA from Pochonia chlamydosporia 170, 573 nucleotides. RefSeq lists its product as hypothetical. The transcript has a single exon. NCBI's taxonomy places the organism in Eukaryota, Fungi, Ascomycota, Sordariomycetes, Hypocreales, Clavicipitaceae. The record is from RefSeq and is a predicted model, not a curated record. Bases 1 to 573 code for a protein of 190 amino acids.
AUGGACCAAGCCAGUGGGUCACCGUCAAGCAACUGCCGUUGCUCUCACCAAGGCAAGGCUCCUUUACUAAUAAGUAGUUCCAAAGUCUGCCAGGGUCCAUCCAUCUUUCUAUCCAUUCAAUGUUGCCAUCUAUCCUCUCUCACACGAUCAAAGGCUCCUCAACCCCACAAAGUGCCCACUCCGGCGAACGGGUCUGCAAGUGCUCCAUCCGACUCCAUCGACAUUCGAUCAACUCAAACCCGCCAAACGUCAUGCCAUGACGCCCAUCAGCCCCGAUCAUCAGGCAACAUGCAUGCCAAAGCACAGUUCAACCAUCCACCUCGAUCCGUGUCCCCAGAUUACGUAGUCAAACAUCAAGGUCAAUCGCUGGCUGUGCUCGUACAGACCAAACCUUUAGCACUCUUUCUUCAUUACACGCCCCAUAGUGACAAUGCAAUCCUCAAUCCAUCACCACUCCAAGGAAGCCACUCCCAAACACUCCCAACUCCCUCAUCCAUUCUUCAUCCAAUGACGCUGACAAACAAAAACCCUUUCCUUUUCCCUCACAAUCCAAUCCAUCGCAACACCCACUAG